Ceraceosorus bombacis is the source of this 719-nucleotide messenger RNA. The record is from the annotation of a GenBank genome assembly. Lineage: Eukaryota; Fungi; Basidiomycota; Exobasidiomycetes; Ceraceosorales; Ceraceosoraceae.
AUGCGCGCUUCAAAAGUGUUCCCUCUGCUCGCCGUCCUCCUUGCGGCGAGCGCUCUGGCUGCUCCGACGGUCAACGAGGACGAGACCUUGGACGACGAUAUCAAUGAUGCGGUGUGGCAGGACGACCCCGAGACCAAAGUCGACACCAACAAGCAUUCGUCGUCGUCGUCGUCAUCAUCUCCAAGCUACGCCGGCUACAGUGGUACGCUCUUCCCUGCCAGCUAUGGCAGUGGAAACGUCAAAGGAGCUUGGUGAGCAUCGUUGCAGAGAAUGAAUGACAAAGUUGCUCCGAACACAUCUUGACCAAUGCCUCUUUUUUUCGUACUCUCAGCGAGGAAUACGUGUCGGACACGGCCGAAAUCGCUAGCAUCCCUUCGAGCAUCCUGAAGCCGUACACUGCCGACAGCAGGUGUGGAUGGUUCCUGAACGUGAGUCGUGGCGCGCUUGAACAGUGCAUGUACAUUAACUGACAUCCGUCUCUUCUUUGCAUCACAGUUCAGGUACAAGAACACGGACUACAAGUACGUCGUGAAGGACGCAACUCAGUCUGACAGUGAGUAUGCGCCGCCGCCGCCGCGAUCGAGCUCUUUUGCUUUGCUGACCGUUCUGCUCGCCCACGCGCAGAUAUCAUCCUCGUGUCGAAGCAAAUCUUCAAGGAGCUUACUGGCUCGGAGAGUGGCGGACUCCAGGGCAUGCAUUGGUACAUCACUCCCAACUGA